AUGUACUUCAGGUCAUUGACAAAAGUACUUGGAGAACUUGCGGAUACCGCUCCCUCCGAAGUGAACCGAUCGCCUCCUUCCGUUCUUCACCAUGACCUUUUAGAUGUCCCUUUUCCUUCAGCUAAUCAAUCAGCUACUUUGAAUUUUCACCACCCCAAUAUAACGAGAAAGACUCUGCAGGAUUUCUUCGCUAUGCUGAGGAACGGUGACCGUCCAAACGUGACGUCUUCGACGGAAUUAAGCGAAGCAUUUUCGAUAUUGGAUUCGAUGGAUAACAGCACCGACAACACUCUGGCCCGCUUGUUGGAACUUGGUCGUUUGCAUAACAUUAGUGGAAAUUUUUCCAACGCCAAUUUGACGGAACUGGUGGAUAUGUUCGCUAACCGCAGUGCUCGCGGCUGGGGAUCAUACGGCGGCGGUGGAUACGGUGGCGGAUACGGGGGAGGGUCGUACGGAGGCGGUUAUGGCGGAUGGGGCGGUGGCUACGGCGGCUGGGGCUCGGAUCCAUGGUGGUUGUUGCUCCUAAGACGGCAUCAUCACCAUCCGCCUCCACCACAGGCUAACCGUCAAACUAAUCCUGCAGAAGCUGGACUCCUGGCUCUUCUUGGCUUGGCGCUAAUCGCCCGGUUGCCCACUCAAGGCUAACAAAUAUAUGUGUACCUACGUAAUUCAAAAAUUAAGUUGCUGGGAUAAAAGAGUUUCAUUGCCUAAAAAAUAUUAAUUUUUUCAUGUGUCAGUAUAAUUACAAUGGUCAAGCUUAUAACUUUGUUUAUGUGAUGAAGUUGUACAUGUACAGAUAGUCGAGUUACAGCAUGUUUAAAAUUUAAUAUUGGCAGUUAUGUGAACUUGCGGCAAAACCAAAUGCAAAACUGUAUGCGCAGUUUAGGGAACUAAUUUUUCUGUUAUUUUGGUAAACUGAAAGAAA
This is a messenger RNA of Paramacrobiotus metropolitanus, 925 nucleotides long. RefSeq names its product protein no-on-transient A-like. NCBI's taxonomy places the organism in Eukaryota, Metazoa, Tardigrada, Eutardigrada, Parachela, Macrobiotidae. The transcript has 2 exons. Bases 1 to 645 code for a protein of 214 amino acids. The record is from RefSeq and is a predicted model, not a curated record.